AUGAAAAUCAACCUGUCUGUACCACAUGUUGAAAUUGUGGGAAACUAUGAGAUCCAGGGGAAGGUAUUGGUAGUACCGAUUACGGGAAAAGGGAAAGCAAAUAUCACUCUUGACGGUGUGCACGCGUCUUACACGUUCAAACACGACCUAUUCAGGAAGUCUGACGGCAAGCAGUACAUCAGAGGCAAGGAGCACACGUUAAGGGUGACUGCAGCUAAGGGUGGUGCACACUUCGAAAACCUCUUCAACGGCGACAAGAAACUAGGAGAUUCUGUCAACAAAUUCAUCAAUGAAAACUGGAGAGAUGUGAUGCAAGAAAUCCGUGCUCCCAUUGAGGAGACAAUCAUACAAGUUGUGAAGAGAAUCCUAACCAGCUUUGCCAAUGUCAUACCCUAUGAUGAAAUCCUGCUCCCAAAAUAA
Schistocerca americana (American grasshopper) is the source of this 420-nucleotide messenger RNA. RefSeq names its product protein takeout-like. The transcript is spliced from 3 exons. NCBI's taxonomy places the organism in Eukaryota, Metazoa, Arthropoda, Insecta, Orthoptera, Acrididae. Bases 1 to 420 code for a protein of 139 amino acids. The record is from RefSeq and is a predicted model, not a curated record.